UCUGUCACAUUUGUAUUUGAUUUUCCUAACAGUCUUUUCCGAUUUCAGUCAGAUUUCUACCGUCAUCGCUUUUGCCUUUAAUUCUUAUAUUUAUAUCGGUACAUCAUACUUUAAACAUAUGUAAAUACAGACUUGUUGAAAUUAUAUACUACAUAUUUAGUGAAUUAGUUACUACUCUUAAAACUUACAAUGGCACUGAGGCAAAUAAUUCAAGAUAGUAAUGAUUUUCUAAGCCAAAUUACCCAGGAAUUCAAGAAAUAUGAAGAGGAGAGAAAUAUCUUUUCGACCACAGUUAUUGCAGCAGUGCAAAAAGGUGACCGUUCAACAAUAGAAAAAGCUCUCAAAAAUCAAUUUCCGAAGGAAAAUACAGUAUUAAAAGACAUUACAACAGAUGUUAUCAAUGAAACAACUAUCAAGCAAGAGCCAAAAUGGUCAGAUGCACCAUCAGAAAAUUCUCAGUCGAAUGCAGCUUCUGUUACUAAGAAGGACAUGCCUCCACCUGCACUGGUGCCACUAAAAAAGAAGAAAAUCAAAGAAGAAAAGUCUACAGUUGAGGUGGUUAGGAAAUCUGCAAGAACUAAAGGAAGAAAGAAGUUAUCGAAGAACUCUGACAAAUCGACUGAACGACCAUCUGAUGUGGUUAUACAAGAGCCGCCUGUCCCGACAGUAGAUUUAGAUGAAGAGGAUCAGCCUGCCAGCUCAGUAAUGUCAGAAGAUAGCUCUGUUGCAAAAACGACCAGGAGGACACGGUCAAAGGCGGUAAAGAAAACUGCAAACUCUGGAUCCACAACAGACAAAGAAAAAGAGAAAGCUGCUGGUCAGUCAAACAAUGACAAACCUGUAAGAAGUACUCGCACGAAAACUAUUAAGAAGAGUCAGAAGAGGUCUGUGUCCGGAUCACCAGAAAAGUCGAGUUCAUCAGAGGUUUUUAGCAAAAAGUUAAAACUAUCUUCUUCACCUCAGAAAAAAGCCAAUGAUGAAGCUCCCAAGGAAGUUGCUAAUCUGGAAACGACAUUCACGAAAUUACCAGAUGCGCGGGCUACUUUUAAGAUAGAACCCAGCUCCGACUUUCCGUUGAACAGCACAAUAGUCGUUGAAAAUCCAAAGUUGCUCAAAGAUGGCACUACCGCUGCUGGAUCUAACGCCAGUAACCAAAAGAAGAAUCAUCAGAAUAAGGUGAAUGGGGACGUGUUUAGUCCUGUUAGAUCAAAAGUGAAUGCUUAUGAAGAACUCAUCAAGAAACGGACCACUCCAUUGUCUAAAGCGGGUGCUAAAGCCACCUCACCUAUGUCCAGGCUUCCAGUUGUCAAAGCUGCUUCUUCCAAGCCGAAUAAAUAUUUGCCAUCCGCUCAGCCUCAGCAAAAGUUGUCGAUAAACCUUCCUGCAGCUCAGUCUAACAGUGCAAUGAAAGCGUCAUUAGCUGAAAUGAAAGAGAGACAGAAGCAGCGACAGGUAAAGGAGAUGGAAGCUUUGAGGAAGAAAGAAGCACUUUUGCAGGCUCAAAUGGAAGAAAAGAGGAAGAAACGGGAAGAGAAACAACUAAAAGCGCAACAGCAACGUGAACAACUGGAAAGAGAACGUAGCAGAACGCGAGCAGAUCAAAUAAACAAAGUAGAGGAGAAAACGAAGAAAAUAAUGGCCGUUAAAGAAGAGAAGCUCCAACAUUUCAAGGAGCUACAAGAGAAAAAACGGCAGAUUGCCAAGGAGAGACACCAAAAUCAAGUUAUCCCGAAUUAUUUAACUACACCGUUGCCUUUGUUGCCGAGCGACAGUCCUUAUGAUUCGGAUGACGAGAGAUACACUAAAAAAAGUAUGCCCUCGUGGGCUAAAGAUGAUUUAGCGCUUUUGGCACAGUGCCAAUUCCCGGAUAAAGUGAAGAACACGUUCUUCUGCCGCAAGACACACACUCCAGAUGUCUUGGAACUGUUUGAGGUUGUUGAUCCGAAGAGGACGAAAAGGACGUCUAGUGCUGUUUGGGACAAAGCCCCAUCAUAUUCGAUUUUACACGUUACACAAGAUAUUGUGGAGUCAUCCGAUUCCAGUUAGUCUUUAAGUUUUUAAACUUGAACAGACCGGUUGAAGUGGAUUUUAAAGAGGGUACGAGUCAACACUCGAUUUUAAAGUAGAUGUUUCUCAAAGAAAGAUUAGUGUUCUGUAUAAGAGCAACUGCUCAUAUCCAAUAUUUUGCGUGAACCUCCAUAAACUUGCAUCGGUUUUUACCACACGCUAUAAUUUUUUCGUUGUAACCAUGUGCCGAUUAAACUGAUUCAAGACUUGAAAAUAUGGCAAUCAAGUUGGGAAAAAGUCAGUGGCGUAGAAAAUAUUCCUUUUCUGGGGUCAAAAUGUACCAGCUUUAGUGCUCCUUUUGAGCGCGGAAUACGUGAAAAAAGUGCUGGGGGAGGAGAUCAGGAUUGAUGUUCAGGAGGAUGCCCGUCACGAGGAGGAGGGUAUUGCAGAUUGAAAAUUGAAAACAUGCAAUUUUUUAAACAAAAAUAUUUUGCAUUAAACUGAGUGAUUCUUUCAUUCUGUGAUUACUUUGUUGCACAAACAAGAUAGUAACAAACUAAUUAAACAAUAUUUAAAAUGUCAAUGAAGUAAAAAGUUACAAUAAAAAGUGUUUAAAGUCAGUUUUCUAGAAACAAUGAUUUUGUUACAUUUACCCACUUGUGUCUGGAACAAUGUUUAAAAACUUUUGUAACGUUUCGUUCGCCUCUGUAGGAUUGUAUGAUGGCUUCCAAAAAGAAAUUGUGAAAUGAAAGAAUGGUUAAGAUGAAUUGCCUGGAUGUAUUUUGAUCUACUUCAAACGGUUUUUGAUUUUAUUUUUUUCUGAAUAUAUCUUGUCAUUGUCUUAGUAUUACUUUAUGAUAUAAAAAUAUUUUUGCAUUUCUAAAUAAAAUAAAACAUAGAGAAUAACGUUCGUUCAUUUCAACAUCAUCAUCAUCACCAUCGUAGCGUUUUACUUCCGCCGCCUACUGGCGAAGAU
Messenger RNA from Acanthoscelides obtectus, 2983 nucleotides. Lineage: Eukaryota; Metazoa; Arthropoda; Insecta; Coleoptera; Chrysomelidae. The record is from the annotation of a GenBank genome assembly.